This is a messenger RNA of Trichomycterus rosablanca, 819 nucleotides long. Its product is annotated as CMRF35-like molecule 1. The record is from RefSeq and is a predicted model, not a curated record. Bases 1 to 819 code for a protein of 272 amino acids. The transcript has 6 exons. Lineage: Eukaryota; Metazoa; Chordata; Actinopteri; Siluriformes; Trichomycteridae. Gene Ontology annotation, cellular component: plasma membrane. Gene Ontology annotation, molecular function: transmembrane signaling receptor activity.
AUGAAGAGCAGAGCUGAACGUGUCAUUACUGGAACAGAAGGAGGCAAAGUGGAGAUCGACUGUAAAUAUUCAGAUGAAUACAUAUAUUCAGCCAUGUUCUUCUGUCGAGACCCAUGUGGAUACUCUGACGUUUUAAUUCAAUCUGAGACGGUUAAACAAACUGUCUCUAAGGGAAGAUACAUGGCAAUAAACACUGUAUCUGCACGCAGCUUCUUUGUAACCAUCAGAAACCUCAUGUUAAGAGACACUGGAGUUUAUUACUGUGGAAUAGAGAAAUGGGGAAAAGACAAGUUAAUUAAAGUAAAGGUCAUUGUCACUAAAGCUCCUGCUAUGUCUACCCGUGCUCCAGUGCCCCAUCAGAGUAAAUUACCAGAAACUUCAGAGCCGCCCAGUGCCACUAUAGUAAAUACGACUUCUGCAGGAACUGAACACUCAUCAGUGCACAGACCCAAAACUUCAGAGCUUUUCAAUGUCACCACAGUAAAUACAACUACUGCAGGACUGAACACUGAACACUUGUCAGAAGUGCUGACUAUUGUUUCUGCAGGGGUUUUUGGUCUGUUGCUGUGCUGUGUUCUUGUGGCUGUUGUGGUUUUCCACAGGAAACGAUCCAGCAUCGCUAAAACUUUUAUAUCAACUACUUCUGAAAUUCAGAUGUCACAUCAGCCACCUAAUCAGGAGGAAGUUGGUCACACAUACGAUGAGAUUUGUGAUGUACAUACUUUGCCUAUGGACUCUUCAGAAAUUUACAGCACCAUUCAAUUUCCUCUACCAGUCGAAAAUGACUGCAGUCCAUAUUCUCUUGUAGUUUCUCAUUAA